Penicillium malachiteum is the source of this 1320-nucleotide messenger RNA. RefSeq lists its product as uncharacterized. Lineage: Eukaryota; Fungi; Ascomycota; Eurotiomycetes; Eurotiales; Aspergillaceae. The coding region runs from base 1 to 1320 and encodes 439 amino acids. The transcript has a single exon. The record is from RefSeq and is a predicted model, not a curated record.
AUGGAAGCAAACACUGGCAAUCUAAGAUUGGAGAUUCCUCGGAAACAUGAGAUUUUCUUCAAUGAGCUUGGAGACACCCAUUCGUCACCUAUCAGCGGCUCGGCGCUUCUCAUGAUUCAGAGUAACAAGAACUCACACGCAGAAUUCGUCGAUCUUGAAUAUCUGAAAAUAUCCCUCAUUCGCGACGUGACCGCGUCUGACCAAAAUUGUGCAACUAGUGGUGAGCAUCUUCUUGGGCGCAUCAAUCGAUGGUUCACAACAAAUCCGAAGAUUACCUCACAUGACACUACUACACGAAACUGCUCGAUCAUUGAAGAGGUCACGCUACAUGUACCUCAUCUCUACCUCGAACCCCAAGUCGGCUACUCCCUACAGGAGGGUAGAACCUACAAAAUUCCCUUUCACAUACCGAUUCCAGCCGAUCUUCCAUCAACAUUGACGACUAGCCUGGGAGACAUAACGUACUUCGUUGUUGCUUCUGCAAGAACCACAAGAGGAGAAAAUCUGAGUGCAAGUGAAGAGAUUACACUUCUUCAGCACCUCAUCCCGGAGCAAGAUCUAGUUCAACGAACUCGGACGUAUCGGAACUCGAAUUUCGUUACAAAAAUCAUCCUUACCCAGAAUAUCGCUGCGAUCACGAACUCCAAACUUCCCGCCACGGCAGAAGUGUUCGUUCGACCACCAGCAACGCCUGCAGGUCGCUCCACGGAAUAUAAGUGUGUGGCUAUCAGGGGCAUCCAGUGGCGUAUCGAAGAAGUGAUCAAGCUCGUCUAUGAGCCAGAAUGUGAAAGUGAGAGUCGUUCAGAGUGCUCGCAGAUCGAGGACAAGAUAUGUGUUCGAGAGAUAUGCAAGGGUUUCCAGAAAGGGUACUGGAAAACUUUACCGGCUGCAAAAUCCACAGAUCAAUCUGCAGAUUGUGAGGACUCAUCCGUGGAGAUUGCUCUUGAGAUAGAAUUCCCCGAAAGUCAAGUCUUUAUACCUGAAGUCGAUAUCAGCUGCUAUGAGGCUUCAUUCAGUCGGACAGACUCGUCUGAGUCAUCUGCAUCAUUUCAGCCUUCUCAUCUCUCUACGACUCAGCAAAGGAUAAUUUUGACCACUGAACAUCGACUCAGACUGGAUAUAUCUACGACCGAGGAUACUUUUGACACGUGUGAUCAUUCAUUAGUGGACCGUAAGCCGCUACGAAUUGCUAACAAUGCAUCGUUUCCUCUUCAAAUUGUUGAUAAGGCUGAGGGUAACAUGGCGGAAUUGUUGAGUCAAGGAAGUCCCCCAAGAUAUGAAGAAGUUCCGAUCUCACCCCCAAAAUACCACGAUGAGUGA